Molecule: messenger RNA, 4757 nt
Organism: Tachysurus fulvidraco (yellow catfish)
Lineage: Eukaryota; Metazoa; Chordata; Actinopteri; Siluriformes; Bagridae
Gene: adamts10
Product: ADAM metallopeptidase with thrombospondin type 1 motif, 10
Exons: 25
Coding region: 601-3918 (1105 amino acids)
Biological process (GO): extracellular matrix organization; proteolysis
Cellular component (GO): extracellular matrix
Molecular function (GO): metalloendopeptidase activity
Source: RefSeq, a predicted model, not a curated record
AGAGAGAGAGAGAGAGAGAGGAAAGCCUUUAAGAAUAGAAAGAAAAAGAGAAACGCUGCAGAACCACACUGCGCUCCGCUCCGCCGUGCGCUCUGUACAGCAUGAGGCAGUGAACCGGGAGGACCGCGGGACUUUACACACACACACACACACACACACACACACACACACACACACACACACACACACACACACACACACACACACACACACACACACACACACACACACACACACACACACACACACACACACACACACACACACACACACACGGCACACACACGGCACUGAGAGGAGACCUUUGCUGCACAAAUCGCACUCACAGCAUCUUAGGCACUACUGCGUUCUCUGCCUGGCUGUUGGAAGUUGACCCACAGACGAGUUACCCGUCUUGCUGAGCUGCCUGGAAGCUGAAGUUGAACACAUACAACUUACACUCAAACACACAUACACUCAUAGGCUCACACAUUCGUGCCAAGAGCUGCUGUCAUGGCCCCAGAAUUCAGUGCGUCACUCUGGUGAGCGGUUGAGCGAACCAGGCUGAAGACAUGUUGGCACAGAGGGACGGGUACCGCACUGAAACUAGCUGUAGUAACCAUGGAAACGGUGUGGAGGAGCUUGGCCUGUGUUGGGGUCAUCGCCAUGGUAACCGCUGGUGUGGGAGCGAUCGUUUCUGCACAGGACGGUCAAGCUGCAUUCCUCUCCAGUCUGACUCAUUAUGAGAUUGCCAUCCCCAUCCGCGUUGGCCCUCGUGGCGAGUCGACUUACGAUGCUGAGGCCUCAAACAGGCACAGGCGCCAUCGGCGGAGUCCCGAGAUGAAACAGAAGGUUCCUGAGCAACAGCUUUAUUACCAGCUGUCCACACCGAGCACAAGUCUCUUUCUGAACCUCACACUUCAGAGCGGCCUGCUGUCCCGAAAGUUCCGGGUCGAGUACUGGGGUAAAGGCAGGCUGGCGUGGAGUCACCCCUACUCAUCCGACUGCCAGUACAUGGGGCACCUGCAGCACCAGCCCCAGUCCAGCACUGUGGCCCUCAGUAACUGCAAUGGCCUGCAGGGGGUGAUUGUAGCUGGAGGAGAGGAAUACCUCAUUGAACCUUUGGUUUCUGCUGAAAACCAGACGAGUGUGGACAGGAAAGAAGAACGCCCCCAUGUGGUGUACAAGAGAUCGUCUCUGCGACAUCUCUACAUGGACCAGUCCUGUGGAGUCAUCGAUGAGAAACCAAUGAAAAGCUUCGAUUGGUGGCAGAGAACGAUUAAACCGCCCAACCAGAUGGGUCGUGGCCAGCUGCCGCUGAAGCGUUCGGUGAGCCGCGAGCGCUACGUAGAGACACUGGUGGUGGCUGAUAAGAUGAUGGUGUCGUACCACGGGAGACGUGACAUCGAGCAGUACAUACUGGCUGUCAUGAAUAUUGUUGCCAAACUGUUCCAGGAUUCUAGCCUGGGGAAUGCAGUGAACAUUGUAGUGACUCGACUGAUCCUGCUAAUGGAGGACCAGCCGACUCUGGAGAUCAACCACCACGCCGGGAAGUCUUUAGACAGCUUCUGUAAGUGGCAGAAAUCCAUCCAGCAGAGCAACGGCCACGGAAACUCCAUCCCUGAGAACGGCAUCGCACCUCACGACACGGCCGUCCUCAUCACGAGGUACGACAUCUGCAUCUACAAGAACAAGCCGUGCGGGACGCUGGGCCUGGCCCCGGUUGGUGGAAUGUGUGAGCCGGAGAGAAGCUGCAGUAUAAAUGAAGACAUCGGUCUGGCCACAGCGUUCACCAUCGCUCACGAGAUUGGACACACGUUCGGGAUGAAUCACGACGGUGUCGGGAACCCGUGCGGAGCUCGCAGUCAGGACACAGCUAAGCUCAUGGCCGCCCACAUCACCAUGAAGACUAACCCCUUCGUCUGGUCAGCGUGCAGCCGCGAUUACAUCACCAACUUCCUCAACUCUGGAAUGGGUUCGUGUGUGAACAACGUUCCCCCGAAGCAGGAGUUCGUGUACCCGACCACGGCGCCCGGUCAGGCCUACGAUGCAGACGAGCAGUGUCGUUUCCAGUACGGAAUAAAAUCCCGGCAGUGUAAAUAUGGGGAGGUGUGCAGUGAACUGUGGUGUAUGAGUAAGAGUAACCGCUGCAUAACCAGCAGCAUCCCUGCAGCAGAAGGCACCAUCUGCCAGACCAGUACCAUAGACAAAGGGUGGUGCUACAAGCGGAUGUGUGUGCCGUACGGCACGCGUCCAGAGGGCGUGGACGGCCAAUGGGGCGCGUGGUCUCCGUGGGAGGAGUGCAGUCGUACCUGUGGGGGCGGAGUCUCCUCCUCUGUUCGCCACUGCGACAGCCCCAGGCCCACCAUUGGAGGACGUUUCUGUCUGGGCGAAAGGAAAAGGUUCAAAUCCUGCAACAUCGAGGAGUGUCCUCCUGGGUCUCAGGAUUUCCGAGAGAUUCAGUGUUCGGAUUUUGACAGCGUUCCUUUCCGGGGGAAAUUCUACACCUGGAAGCCGUACAGAGGCGGUGGAGUAAAAUCAUGCUCUCUGAACUGCCUGGCUGAAGGUUAUAACUUCUACACUGAGCGUGCUCCGGCGGUGGUGGAUGGGACACCGUGCAGAGACGACUCUCUGGACGUGUGUGUUAAUGGCGAGUGUAAGCAUGUGGGCUGCGAUAAGAUCCUCGGCUCGGAUGCCCGCGAGGAUCGCUGUCGCUUGUGUGGGGGCGACGGGAGCAGCUGCGAGGCCAUCGAGGGCGUCUUCAACGAUUCUCUCCCUGAAGGAGGUUAUGAAGAGGUGAUCAGGAUUCCUAAAGGAUCUGUGUUCAUACAUUUACAGGAACUCAACAUUUCUCUUAAUUAUCUAGUUCUAAAAAGCAAAAGCGACCAGUACUUUAUCAACGGCAAGCUGACCAUCGACACGCCUCGCCGGUUUGACAUCGCCGGCACGACUUUCCACUACCGCAGACCCACAGAUCAGCCCGAAACCCUCGAAGCUCUGGGGCCCACCAACAUGACCCUCAUCGUCAUGGUCUUGGUGAGGGAAGAGAACCAAGGCAUCCAUUACCGCUUUAACCCCCCUUUAAACAGAGACACUCAGAGCGUCUUCAGCUGGCACUCGACGUUUUGGAGCCGCUGCUCAGUCUCGUGUGCUGGAGGGUUUCAGAUCCAGCAGGUGGUGUGUAAGAAACAAUCUGAUCACUCUGUGGUAUUCAAUCACUUCUGUGAGAAGAAGAGCAGGCCUAAAGAGAAGAAACGUCCGUGCAACACAGCACCGUGUCCUCCAACCUGGUGGGUGAGCGAGUGGUCCGAGUGCAGCAGGAGUUGUAGUGGAGGUGUGCGCACUCGGGAGGUUCUGUGUAAGAGGAAGAUCAGCUCCACAGAGGAGAAGGUUCAGGACGAUUCGUCCUGCGUCCAGCCGCGGCCUCCGGUCACCGAACCCUGUAACAAUCACACCUGUCCCCCUGAGUGGCACGCCCUUGACUGGUCUGAGUGCACACCCAGCUGUGGACCAGGUUACAGACAGAGGGUGAUUCUGUGCAGAAGCGGAGAGAGCGGAGAAACUCUGGCUGAGUCUGAUUGUCCUAAACACGGCCGCCCCACCACCAGGAUGCGCUGUAACCUGCAGCGAUGUCCUGCUCCUCAGUGGCUCACCGGACCUUGGAGCGAGUGUUCUGCUAAGUGUGGCAUGGGGCAUCAGAUGCGUUCAGUGCAGUGUGUGUCACACACUGGCCUGCCGUCCAGUGAGUGUCCAGAGCUGCAUCGACCCGUCUUCAUGCAGCAGUGCAGAAGCAAGUGUGACCUCAGCGUCACCACAGACAACCUUGAGGAGUGUAAAGAUGUGAACACAGUGGCGUACUGCCCCCUGGUGCUCAGGUUUAAGUUCUGCAGCCGCCCAUAUUUUCGACAGAUGUGCUGCAAGACCUGCCAAGGACACUGACCUCCUCUCUUCUCCUUUCUCCCUUUCUCUCUCUCUCUCUCUCUCUCUCUCUCUCUCUCUUUCUCUCUACUCCACCACUCUCUUCUUUCCAUACUCUGAGUGCCCGUCCUACCCCAGAGAGAGAGAGAGAGAGAGAGAGAGAGAGAGAGGAAAGGAAGGAGGGAGAGAGACUGUGCUGCUGUCCUCCACUCUCCCAAACCAGCUGCUCUGGUGCAGUUCCUGUGAAUGUCAGAUGGUCAGAGAGAGAUUUGUAUUCUAUUAGUUGUCCUGAACUUGGUGCUAGUUUUUAUUUCACCCAUAUUUCAGAAGGUUCUACUCAGUUCUAGCUACAGCUGAGCGCAGCACUGCACAGAUUACUGACUCCAAUAGUGCACAUAUUCGCAAAGCGUUCUUUAGAGCAGUAACAAAGAUAAAGAACUUCCUUCAUCUGGUUCCUGAAUUUGUUUUCCCGAAUUAGCCAAAGCCGUGUUAAAGAGACAGCAACGCUUCGUCGAAUCGCCUCACCCUGAUAAAGCGCUUAUAGCAGGGGAGUCGAACUCAAAUUCACAGUGGGCCAAACUAUAAAACUGAGAUAAAGUCACGGGCCAAACUGAAUAUUUAUCAAAAAAUGAACUGCAAUUAAAUGAUAUGUAAUGUUCAACCUUUUUUAUAUGGAAACAAACACAGGAUUCGGAACGACUCCUGAGUUCUUUGCCGAGUCAAUAACACUCCUGAUCUAAACGCUGUUACUACACAAAACGCGGUUGUAGCUGCCUCUCUACAUUACUACGAUAGAAAAGAGGUGUUAUUUGUGUAGUAACAGCGUUUAGCUCAGGAGUUAUUGACUCGGGAAACUCCAA